AUGCCGACCCUCAAACUUCUCGCCCUCGCGAGCCUAGUGGCACAGAUCGCUGCUCACGGCCAUGUCGACUGGAUUAUAACGGACGGCGUAGCUUAUCGAGGCUACGAUGCCCCGGCCUUCAGUUGGAAUCCGAGUAGCUUUCCAGUAGCUGGAUGGAUCACCGCCGCUACAGAUAAUGGAUAUGUCGAACCUUCGAAAUAUUCUGACCCUGAUAUCAUCUGUCAUAGGGCUGCCCAAAACGCCAGAGGCCAUAUAGCCGUGUCUGCUGGUGAUAAAAUCAACCUCCAGUGGAACACAUGGCCUGACUCUCACAAGGGCCCUGUUAUCGACUAUCUGGCCAGGUGUCCCGGUAACUGUCAAAACGUGGAUAAGACUGAGCUUGAGUUCUUCAAGAUCAGCGCCGAGGGUCUCAUCGACAUGUCCAUAAACAGCGGCUAUUGGGCUUCUGAUGUUCUCAUUGGUAACGGCAACUCUUGGACCGUUCAGAUUCCUUCGGAUUUGGCUUCGGGCAACUAUGUUUUGCGUCAUGAGAUCAUUGCUCUCCACGGGUCAGGCCAACCGAAUGGUGCUCAAAACUAUCCUCAAUGUUUCAACAUCAAGGUUACAGGUGGUGGGGACUUGGCUCCUGAAGGUGUCAAGGGCACAAAGCUGUACAAGGCUGACGAUCCUGGUAUCCUAUUCAACUUGUACACGACUCCCCUAUCAUAUAAGAUCCCUGGGCCUACUCUGGUAUCAGGUCUUCCUUCAACAGUUCGGCAAAGAAUCACAAGUGCCACAGCAACCUCCAGCGCCACGAUUCCAGGCCAGGGACCCACAUCGUCUUCCUCCUCUUCCUCCUCAAAAACCACAACGACAACGUCAAGUCAUUCCAACUCUACAACCUCUUCUACUACCUCUAGCAGCAAGGAGACAACACUCAAGACUACAACCUCGAGUCGGUCAUCAACUUCAAGCACUUCUGAACAAGACUCCGAGCCAACCGGCGAUAUCAUGUGCGGACCCGUACACGGACAAGCGAAAUACGCCCAGUGUGGUGGAAAGAAUUACGUUGGACCUACAUACCACAUUCCCCCUGUCGUCAUCAUGCCUCAUAAUAUACCAUGGACAGUCAGGGUUCAAUCUCAUCCUGGCUCAACCGCUGAUGAAAUUCGGAAUGAGCCAAACUGGACAGCUGGUCACCAGCAUCGAGUUGGUUUUCGAGAUCGCAAUGACAGACUUCCUGGAAUCACCCAUCAAUAUGAUGAAGCGCAUAGCGAGGAUAUCAAACAAGAAAAGGAAAGGUACCGCAAGUUGAAGAGCCAAGCCAAGGGCGGAGAGUUGGUCAAUUUCCGGGACAUUGUUGAGAAUCAAGAGGACUUCCAUCUAAGAUAUCCUCAGAAUCGCUCACUAGGGUGGAGAUAUGUACUCAACACAACUGAAGACUGGGUCAAGAACAAAGAGCCUUGGCCUGCCAACUUGAAGAAAAAAGAAGACAAGGAGCGCAAGGGAGAAAAGGGCCAGAAACAAGGCAAAGAAGCGGAACAUCAGGCGGAGGGUACUGCUGACCAAGAACAUUUGUGGAAACGUCCCACUGAUAAAGACAAACACCACGACGCCUAUGCUAAGGGAAAAGACCACAAAGAAACGGAUUGUGAUGAAACUUCCGAAGAAGAUAAACAGUCCAAGCUUUCAGAGAAGUACACGCCGGCGGAAAUCGCUCUACUCAAAGCUCUUCAGCACGAAAAAGAGUACAUAUAUCAGCUGAAAGAGAACGACGGUAAACGAAAGUCUCCACAAGAAAACAGAAUUACCCAGGUAUCCAUCGAUGAGCAGGACCAGUUCAGCCCAGAUAACUGGCUACCACGGUCUUCUGAUCUCAUUCGCCUCACGGGCAAGCAUCCUAUGAAUGCCGAGCCUGAUCUAACGCGGCUAUAUGAGGCCGGUCUGAUCACCCCCAACUCUCUCCACUAUGUACGAAACCAUGGUCCGGUUCCAAGAAUUCUUUGGGAGUUCCAUGAGCUGGAGAUCACGUGUGAAGGAAACACAAAGACGCUUUCGAUGGAUGAUUUGAAGACUUUUGAUGCUAUCAACAUUCCCGUGGCGCUUGCUUGCGAUGGAAACCGUCGAAAAGAGCUCAAUAUGAUCAAGAAAAGUAAGGGCUUUAGCUGGGGUUCUGGGGCAACGAGUUGCGCUUAUUGGAAGGGGCCUCUUCUGAGAGAUGUUCUUCUUGCGAAUGGCGUACCUGAAACUCUGAGUGGUAAGCGGUACUGGGUCAAUUUCGAAGGCGCAGAUGAGCUUAGCGAGGGAAAGUACGCGACGUGUAUCCCGUUUGAGUAUGCUAUGGCUCCCACUAACGAUGUCAUCUUGGCUUACGAAAUGAAUGAUGUCCCUCUGCCACCGGAUCAUGGCUAUCCUGUUCGUGUUAUCAUCCCAGGAUACGUGGGCGGUAGGAACGUCAAGUGGCUAAAGAAGGUUUGGAUCAGCGACGUGGAAAACGACUCUUAUUAUCACAUUUGGGAUAACAGAGUACUGCCGGCGUUCGUCACGGAGAAGGACGGUCCGUUUGCCGAGACACUCUUUCACCAUCCCGAUACUGCCUGCAACGAACAGAAUCUGAACUCGGUUAUCGUUAAACCAGCCCAGGGCGAGACAAUCUCACUCGAUAAGGCCAAGAAGGGCGAAAGCUACAGAAUUGAAGGGUAUGCUUACGAUGGCGGAGGUCAUGAGGUACAAAGAGUCGAGGUCAGUCUUGACGAUGGACAAACAUGGCUUUAUUGCAUACGCAAGUUCCCCGACUAUCCCAUCCGACAUGGAAACAAGUUCUGGACAUGGCUUCAUUGGCAUGUCGAUGUUGAGCUAUCGCAUCUGGUUCGCGCAAAGAGCAUUCUUUGUCGAUGCUUUAACGUGUUUAAGAACACACAGCCCAGAGAGCCAAGUUGGAACGUCAUGGGUAUGAUGAACAACUGCUGGUAUAUGGUGUAUCCUGAAAUCAUCGAAACUGAGGACUCAGAAACUGCCGCUAUUCUUUUCAGACAUCCUGUUGAGCCAGGAACUAAGGAUGGCGGCUGGAUGAAACCGAGCGUUGAGAACAGAAUUGCAGAAGUGAAGCAGCAAGCUGGGACACCCCAGAAGGAGUUCACGAGAGAAGAAAUCGAGAAGCAUAACACUCAAGAUGAUUGCUGGCUUGUUGUGGACAACAAGGUAUAUGAUGUGACAUCUGUGCUCGAUUGGCACCCUGGCGGCGCUGCGGCGAUACUAGGUCAUGCUGGAAAGGUUCAUCAACAGACUAGUGAUGAAUUUGCUAGCAUCCACGACGAUUAUGCAUACAAGAAACUAAAAGAGUGUGCUCUCGGAGUUGUAACCGAGAAAGCCGCCAACUUCAUCAAGCAGACUGCCGAAGCUGCUGCCAAAGAAGCGUCCGAGUCAAGCAACAAGGACAAAGAUCUGGCCCUCGAGAAGCAUAGAUGGAUUCCUGUCAAGCUAAUUGAACGAAACGAUAUCUCCGAGGAUACCAGAUCAUAUACAUUCCAAUUACCGGAAGGUAAGAGUGUUCUCGGCCUUGGAACAUGCCAACACGUGCAAGUUGGUUUCCAUAUGCUGGACCGGAUGUUAAUCCGCUCUUACACCCCCACCAAGCCAUUGUUGCCAGCGUCGGAGGACGAUGAGACGAUGGUUAAUGGAAAUGACGACGGGCUCCGAGAUGGAAAUGGAACGUUUGAACUUACAGUCAAAACAUACUUUCCAGACGAAAACCAACCUGGUGGCGCACUUUCCAAUAUUCUUGACUGUAUGCCCAUCGGCGAGGAGGUUGAGCUACGAGGUCCAACAGGAGAGAUAUCUUACCACGGCAACGGGAAGUUUACCAUCGAGGGACAAGAGCGUCACUUUGAAGAGGUUUCUUUGGUCCUUGGAGGAUCUGGCAUCACGCCCGGUUAUUCUUUGAUUGCUCGUAUCCUCUUAUCUAACGGCGAUAAAACCAAAAUCAAGGUAGUGGAUGCAAACAAGACGGAAGCGGACAUCCUGCUGAAGAAGGAACUUGACGAGUUUGAAAAGACCUCGAAUGGCCAGCUUAAGAUUACGCACGUCCUAAGCCAUCCCGACGAUGGCUGGACAGGGAAGAGUGGCCAUGUGAACGAGGACAUUAUCAAAGAAUGCCUGUUUGAACCAUCCGAGAGAAGUGCGGUGUUCCUUUGUGGACCGCCGGGUAUGAUACAGAAGGCUGCUCUUCCGGCAUUGAAAGAUUGGGGCUAUUUGGAUGAUGAGAACAUGUUUGGAUUUUAA
Molecule: messenger RNA, 4260 nt
Organism: Fusarium coffeatum
Lineage: Eukaryota; Fungi; Ascomycota; Sordariomycetes; Hypocreales; Nectriaceae
Exons: 6
Coding region: 1-4260 (1419 amino acids)
Molecular function (GO): oxidoreductase activity; molybdenum ion binding
Source: RefSeq, a predicted model, not a curated record